AUGCCCCGCGCUGAUAAGACCAUGACUCGUGACUACUCCGCGCGACCUACUGCGCUCUCCAACUUCACACCUCCAACUUCUUGCCACAACUUUCCUACAUCGCCGCUUCUGCGAAUUAUGGCGGAUCAGACAGAUCGUGUCUUAUGUCAUGCCUGCGGUGGGGUCUCUUUAAAAGAUGACAGGGGGGGUAUGCUGUCAUGUUCGCACUGCGAAUCUGACUUCGUGGAGAUCAUCGAAAUUCCGCCCGAUAAUGACCCACAUGAAUUGCCUUCGGAUGCUGGAUCGCCUACAAUUUCUUCAUGGAGAGAUCAAGAUCCUUGGAGGCAUGAGGAAACAGAGCCCUCUGGCUUUUGGCCCAACUCAAGUCCCCCGGGCUUUGGGCAUACUAGGCCACUUGGCUCACAACAAUAUUCCCACCACACAUAUAGGUCUUCCGAUGGUAGAUUUGCAUUUACCAGCACCUCGACGCGUGGGGGAUUCUCGCCCCGCCAAGGAGCCGCUGCUACCAACCCUACGGUGCCGAUGAUGCUAAAUAGCCUGGAUGAGAUAUUCAGAGCACUAUCCGAGACCGGUCUUGAUAACCGAGGAGCAAGAGGCGCUGCGAUGGAUCCUUUCCAUGCACAUACACCGGGGUGGCAAGAGCAUGAUCACCCAGGGUCCGAGUCAUUUCCUGAUCCUGACGAGGUACCCCCGCGAGAUCCGGAUGCGCCGCGAUUUGGAACUGCGCCAGUGGACAGCUUAGCUGAGUACGCGUACUCCCCAGAUUCGACAGUUACGCGCCGAAGGACCCUCAUCCGGGGCUUCACAAAUUUUGACAUUGCUAACGACGACUCUAGUCUUUUUGGGGCCUUUCAACCAGAGUAUGGACGAAGACGAGGAGUACCCGGUGCUCGUGGAGCGCCCCCUAAUCCUCUCGGAAUGAUUUCAGCCAUCCUGAACUUGAAUCGCAGCGGCGAUGCGGUAUAUUCGCAGGAGGAGUUGGACCGAGUUGUAUCACAGCUGAUCGACCAUAACGCCCCGGGAGCGGCUCCACCUCCCGCAACUACUACGGCUAUCCGAUCGCUGCCCCAGAAAAAGGUCGACCGGCAGAUGCUGGGGUCGGACGGAACCGCAGAGUGUUCAAUUUGUAUGGAAGCAGUGGAAAUUGACACAGAAGUUACUGUAUUGCCCUGCACACACUGGUUCCACUUCAGCUGCAUUGAAGCAUGGCUCAACCAACAUAAUACCUGCCCUCAUUGCCGCCGAAGUAUUGAUUCUACCCAUUGUGCAACUGGUGAAAAUACCAAUCAGAACCCAUUUAUAGCCCAGCAUAACCCCACAACUUCCAAUUCUCCACCCUCUGGCCGUCAACGACGCCGCAGUUCUCCAUUUUCUUCCCUGGGUAGGCGAUCAUCUUCCAGGUCCAAUGCAGGAUCACCGCCGAGACUUUCGUUCAUUCCAGAUGGCAAUACUAUCAGGCGGUCCAGAGUUUCCAGUCAUUCCAGCCAGAACAGCCGCAACGAAGGGCAACGUGGAGGUUUCACAAACUGGGUCUGGAGCCGAUUUGGAGGUGGAAAUAACUAA
Molecule: messenger RNA, 1563 nt
Organism: Penicillium angulare
Lineage: Eukaryota; Fungi; Ascomycota; Eurotiomycetes; Eurotiales; Aspergillaceae
Product: putative RING finger domain protein
Exons: 3
Coding region: 1-1563 (520 amino acids)
Cellular component (GO): nucleoplasm; cytoplasm
Source: RefSeq, a predicted model, not a curated record